Messenger RNA from Bactrocera neohumeralis, 1344 nucleotides. It is a transcript of the gene aln, whose product is annotated as divergent protein kinase domain 1C. The transcript is spliced from 6 exons. Bases 228 to 1271 code for a protein of 347 amino acids. NCBI's taxonomy places the organism in Eukaryota, Metazoa, Arthropoda, Insecta, Diptera, Tephritidae. The record is from RefSeq and is a predicted model, not a curated record.
CAGCGUCUUCGCUACGCUGCUCGCAACGAAACUAGAUACAGCAGCAAUUUGCCGUUAGUGGAAUUUUUCGGCUCUUCCAAGGUACAAGAACAUAAGAGUAACAACUUUAAAGCGGCGGUAAAAAGAAAAUUAGUUAUUCACAAAGCAAAUGCAAAUGGAAACAUAAAUAUUAAGCAGUGUAGUAAGACUUUUCAGUAAUACUGUGCAACUAAAAGGCGCUUCCCAAAAUGAUGUACCCAUGCAUGCGAAUGACGCGUGCACUACGCAAUUUGUACCGUUCUGUUUUAUUGUUUCUUCUUCUCAUACCCAUUGGGAUCGGUGUGUUCACUAUAUUUUGCGGGAGCUACGUAGAACAUAGUGUAAUACCCCCCAUCUGCGAGUCUUACAGUCAAAAUCACACCAGCGGCGCCUUAUGCGACGAGUUCUGCAUGAAGCCAUCGGCCUUUAGCGAUUUUCACUGCCUUCGCGGGAUUCCAGACGCAUUUACCGCCCAAAGAAAUGGGAAUGUUUACAAUUUCCAAUUGGUGGCGGAAUCGCUUGACGAUCUGACAUGGCGCGAUAAGAACGGCGUUGAUGUUUAUCCAAAAUCUGCAGACUUGUAUCACAUGGUCAAAAUGCAUCUAUUGGUCAAUUAUAAUGUGUCGCUGGAAGAUAAUGUGCUGAAACGCUUGAUCAGCAACGAAGUCGAUGAAAAUGAACCGACUCAAAUAAAAGAUUUCUGGAACCUUUUCAAUGACAAUGACUAUGUGAUGACUAAGCUAUUCGAAGAUGAAGCAAUACUGCCAACAAUGCUGGGCACUUGCGGAAGCAUGUAUGUAACGAAGCAUUUACAUACUCCAUUUGAGAUAAGAAAUGGUUUUACACAUAAACAUCUGAACUUUCAAACCAUAUACGAAUAUGUAUUGCGUUUGGACAUGCUCAAACCGGAUCCGGUGAAAAUCUGCAAAGUGCGGUUGGAUUAUUUUGGCUUAACGGCAGACCAUAGAGUCCAAGCUCAGAACGCGCGCUACUUGAUGUUGGAGACUCAACUGCUUAAGGAGCUGGGUAGCGGCAAAUCUUGUUGGUACGACACCGAUUGUCACUGGUUUGACUGUAUUGGUAGCUGUGUGAAAAAUAAGUGCAUCAAACCGCCAAGACAGAGUAAUGUACAACAGUUAUGUCAAUAUGUGGAUAUGAAUCCAGAAUUAUUUCGCUACUUUCGGGCACAGGACGAAAUGCGGAUACUCUAUGAGUAUGCGUGUAAGCGAAAGUACCGGAAGAACUAUUGGUAGACAGACAUAUGAAUAAACUGAGGUACAUACUCACAUGCUGAGCUGUAGAUACACUGAUAUGCAUACAUACGUA